UGUGUGUGUGUGUGAAAGAAGCCUUACAAAAACAUUAAAAGGUCAUUACAGAAUCUCCCCAAAAUAGGCGUCUCUCUACAUGAAAAUAACGGUUGAAAGCUUAUCACCGUACCCACCGAGCUACCCGGCUGCUCACAGCCGUUGCCUCUCCAGCCCUGCAGAUACCCACCCCUUCGGUCCCACAGCCGGCUCGCGGGCAUAAAAGCCUGGCGUCACCAGCUCGGGACACACAGGUGAGAGGUGCCGCGAUGGACGGGAGGCAGACAGCUCGGAUAGUGCUGCUGCUGCUGGGGGCCUGCACCCUUGCCUGCGCCCAGCAGAUCAAACUACAGGCCAUAGAAUGUCCCUUUCCAGAGGGACAGUCUGUGCUGUCGGAGGCAGAAUGCGGCAAAUACACGGCCUGCGAGUGGACUGACGGGCGCUGCCACAUGGUUAAUAACGGGCUUGGUGGCUAUGUGGUGGACGGUGACCCUCAAGAUACAGCGAGAGGAUUCAAGGUCUCCCUUCGGAAGAGUGACCCCACUGUGACCAUGUUCGGCCAGGAUUUGAACAACCUGAUCUUCGAGGUCAUCUACCACGAGAACUACCACAUACAGAUCAAGAUCUACAGCGCCACCAAGGCCCGCUACGAGGUGCCGGUGCCGCUUAUUCUCCCCGAGGCUGCCUCCAACGACACGGGCUUCUCGGUGGGAGUGGCUGCCAACGGCGACUCCUUCCACUUCAACGUGACCAGGGCCUCCAACGGGAACGUGGUGUUCCGCACAGCGGGACCACUUACCUUCGAGGACCAGUUCAUUCAAAUUCACACCUGGCUGGCAUCAUCUUACCUCUAUGGCUUCGGCGAGAGCACUCAUGUGAACUUCAGGCACACGUUCGAGCCCCGCAGCACCUUCCCCAUCUUCGCCAGGGACCAGGUUGUUGGCACGGAGCCGAUGAAUGAGUAUGGUCAUCACCCUUACUACAUGGUUAUGGAGGACGAUGAAGGCAACUCCCAUUCCGUCCUGCUCUAUAACUCCAACGCUAUGGGUAAGGGAGCUGUUAUAAUUAUUUUAUUAUUCCCCUUCUCUUUUUCAUCAAAUAGAUCUCUAUCUCUGUGUACUCUGUUCUGCCUCACAAAUCUAAUGUUAUGGGUAAAGAAGUGAGCUUUUAUUAUCGAU
Eriocheir sinensis (Chinese mitten crab) is the source of this 1157-nucleotide messenger RNA. RefSeq names its product sucrase-isomaltase, intestinal-like. The transcript has 7 exons. The record is from RefSeq and is a predicted model, not a curated record. Gene Ontology annotation, molecular function: alpha-1,4-glucosidase activity; carbohydrate binding. Bases 249 to 1142 code for a protein of 297 amino acids. Lineage: Eukaryota; Metazoa; Arthropoda; Malacostraca; Decapoda; Varunidae. Gene Ontology annotation, biological process: carbohydrate metabolic process.